Messenger RNA from Diabrotica virgifera virgifera (western corn rootworm), 768 nucleotides. RefSeq names its product ankyrin repeat domain-containing protein 1-like. Gene Ontology annotation, biological process: mitotic metaphase chromosome alignment; regulation of mitotic spindle organization; positive regulation of microtubule polymerization. The coding region runs from base 1 to 768 and encodes 255 amino acids. Gene Ontology annotation, cellular component: spindle pole. The transcript has a single exon. Gene Ontology annotation, molecular function: protein binding. The record is from RefSeq and is a predicted model, not a curated record. Lineage: Eukaryota; Metazoa; Arthropoda; Insecta; Coleoptera; Chrysomelidae.
AUGGUAGAUGCUAAUGUUAAGAUUUUAAAGUAUCUUAAAGAAAAAGGGGCAAAUCUAAGCAUUUCCAACAAAUAUAAAUGUACACUUAUUCAUGAAGCUGCUCGAAAUGGUGCAUUCGAAGUCCUACGAUAUUUAGUAGAAGAUUGUAAAAUGGACGUUAACGUUUCUGAUGUAAAUGGAAAUUUACCGGUCCAUAUGAUAUCUAUGAGAGAUUAUAAUAUUGACAUUUUCAAGUAUCUUAAAGAUAAAGGGGCAAAUCUAAGCAUUGCCAACAAGGCUAAAUGUACACUUAUUCAUAAAGCUGCUCGAAAUGGCGCAUUCGAAGUCCUACGAUAUUUAGUAGAAGACUGUAAAAUGGAUGUUAACGUUUCUGAUGUGAAUGAGAAUUUACCGAUUCAUAUGAUAUCUAUGAGCGAUUAUAAUAUUGACAUUUUCAAGUAUCUUAAAGAUAAAGGGGCAAAUCUAAGCCUUUCCAACAAAUAUAAAUGUACACUUAUUCAUGAAGCUGCUCGAAAUGGUGCAUUCGAAGUCCUACGAUAUUUAGUAGAAGAUUGUAAAAUGGACGUUAACGUUUCUGAUGUAAAUGGAAAUUUACCGGUCCAUAUGAUAUCUAUGAGAGAUUAUAAUAUUGACAUUUUCAAGUAUCUUAAAGAUAAAGGGGCAAAUAUAAGCAUUUCCAACAAGGAUAAACGUACACUAAUUCAUGAAGCUGCUCGAAAUGGCGCAUUAGACGUCCUACGAUAUUUAGUAGAAGAUUGUAAAAUGUAA